AUGGGUGAUGGGGGAAGGGGAGAGGAAGAUGAUUCGGAUUCAAAGGCCGUGGUUGUGAUGUCAGACGGUCAAAGUUCCAACUGCAAAGAUUCUCUAGAAAUUGGUGAUUUCUCAGAGUACGCACAUAAGGAGUUCGCAAUAGCUAGAGAAUGGAGACAAGCCGGAAUCAAGAUCAUAUAUGUUCAAGUGGGUAGAAAAGACCAACAAUUUGAAUCAAAUGUUGAAGAAAUCGCUGGCAACUCCGGGAACAUUUUUAAGGUGGACGACUUCGACAAGGUCGACAAGGACUUUCUCAGUGGUGUCGCUAAGAGAAUAUGUAAAGAAGAGGAAUUCUAA
This is a messenger RNA of Ostertagia ostertagi, 336 nucleotides long. The record is from the annotation of a GenBank genome assembly. NCBI's taxonomy places the organism in Eukaryota, Metazoa, Nematoda, Chromadorea, Rhabditida, Trichostrongylidae.